Molecule: messenger RNA, 699 nt
Organism: Penicillium olsonii
Lineage: Eukaryota; Fungi; Ascomycota; Eurotiomycetes; Eurotiales; Aspergillaceae
Source: the annotation of a GenBank genome assembly
AUGGAUUCAAAUCGAAGCAUAUUUGAACUGAAGUCUGCCUUUCUAAGAGCUCAGGUUCGUAUAUUUGCGGAGAGCCUCGACCUACCUGGAGAUUGGCGCAACUAUGCCCCUCAAACUGAAGAGGAACAUCUGAGUGACAAAGUCAUUGAGGAUGUUUUACACAAAGCUGCCAAGCAGCACAAUCGCGUCGUUUAUUCCUCCCAGGCAAUACAUCACGUAGCCCAGCAAAUUACCAGUCUAUACUGGUCGUCGGCCAGUCAAGAGGCACGCAGUCAGGCCACUUUUGCGCGGGGCAUCGACAAGACCACGGAUUUGUCGAGGCAGAUGAACAUCACAAACCUGCCUGUCGAUCUGGAAAGCCUGGAAGCGAGCGAAGAGGAUCAUGCAAGUUACCGGCAGCUCCGCGAGCAGCUCACGGCGCUGGAUAUGAGACGGCAGCAGCGACAACGGCGCCUGGAUCAAUUGCAGCACGUCCAACGGUUACUUGAGCCUUUUGAGGAUCCGCAGAAAGACAUUCAACCCAACCUUAUCACCAAAGAUGGGGAGCUCGUUCAAGAACUCGACAAAAUGCGCAUGCUGGUGGCCAGAGUGGGCGGCAGGAUUGCACAGCAGAAAGGAAGCAGCGAUCUCCCUGAAAACACCGAUUACUCGCUUCCAGGCUCUGAUCGGAGAUUGGCGGAACUGAUGGAUAUGUCUUGA